Molecule: messenger RNA, 741 nt
Organism: Rangifer tarandus platyrhynchus (Svalbard reindeer)
Lineage: Eukaryota; Metazoa; Chordata; Mammalia; Artiodactyla; Cervidae
Source: the annotation of a GenBank genome assembly
AUGACUCACAGCGGUUAUGAAUAUCAAACCUCCUUUGAUGUGUUCCCGGACAUGAGGAGCAGCCACAGAGGGGAGGAGGUGGACCCUGGAUGCCGGCUCUGCGGGGCAGUGUGCGGAGGGCCUGGACACAUCUGGCAGCAUCCUGAAGCUCCAGGAGAACUUGGGGCGGUGCCCAGCACUGCUGUGGGCAUUCAGGGCAACCGGGAGAUAGCUGAAGUUGACCUCAAUAGGCCCUCCUGCCCUCUGAUCCAUAGGAGAACAGCUGCCAGAGGCUGGUUUCCUCAGGCAGAAACGUGUCACAGAGAAGGUGUUGGCUCAGAGGAGGGACAAGGCAAGGACGAGUCAGGAGGCAGAGCUGUCCCCAAGCGAGCCAUGCAGAGGGUCUGCCCCUUCAUCCACCUCACCCUCUUCUGGGCAGGAGUCAUGUCAGCUGUCGUGUUGGUGCCUCAAGACCAAGAAAAGACUGUGCCUGUGGGGAAAUCUGUCACCCUCAGUUGCUCCAUGAAAGGAGACUCCAUCAGUAAACACUAUAUUUUCUGGUACAGGAAGACCCCGGGUAACAAAAUAACUUUCAUAUACCGAGAAGGGGGUACAUAUGGCCCUGGGUUUGAGGACAACUUCCGAGGUAAAAUUGAUGGUUUAACCAACCAGGCUAUGCUGGAGGUCCUGAAGGCAUCAAAGAGAGAUGAAGGAUUUUACUACUGUGCCAGUAUUACCACCCUGCUGCAGGUUCACUUCUAA